Molecule: messenger RNA, 4177 nt
Organism: Paramisgurnus dabryanus
Lineage: Eukaryota; Metazoa; Chordata; Actinopteri; Cypriniformes; Cobitidae
Source: RefSeq, a predicted model, not a curated record
UUAGAAGGUCGCAGCCUUUGAAUUGUGACACAGCUUACGAUUACUGGGUGCGUGUUAAAUCGGGGAAUGUUUAUUUUACAAAUUUCACUUUCAGACCGAAAUUGACGUCACGCACGCAGCACGCUGCAAAAUCGAGUUGGCGACGGAGCGUUUUAGCAAAACAUUCCCUAUGGAGGAAGAGAAGACAAACACAAACACAGGUGUCAGCCUGCCUCUCUCUUCUCUGCGGCUGCUGGUACCACCACUGCACCUGAUGUCCGCCUUCAUGUGGCAGGUGCUGCAGCAGAAGAGUGUGAUAUAUUAUGGGAGGCUUGAGGAGUUUGUCUCCAUGGUGACAGAGACUCUGCCGCAAGUGCUGAGUUACAGACAGGGAGCUCAGUUGAGGCUGGGCCUGAGAGCAAGGAUGGUUUUGGAGCUGUGUCGCAGCACGGCUGAUUUCAGAAACAUACAGGCACAUCUUGACCGAAUCCAGAUUCCAGCGGCAACACCGUUAGAGAGCAUUGACGCUGAUGUGAGACCUGCAGUUGCAAAUUUUAAAGCUUUGGUUCUGGCGCUGCUUAAAAACCCGGUUGAGAAAGCGUAUUUCUUUCAGGAAGUGUUUCCAGUGGAAUAUGGCGCCAAGUAUGACACCGCUCUUAAAGAGCUAAUGUGGGAUCUGCUCUCUCGCUUGGAGAAACUGUUUCCUGUGCCUGACUUCAGAAAAACAUUGUCGUGGCUCACUAUUCCCCCUGCUCAUUUGGAGGACUGCAUGCAGACCAAUCCAAAAGACCUGCACGUUCUUCUUCUGCAGCAGCACCAACUGUUUGGAGGUUCAGAAACUCAAAGCUCUAAACCAAGGUCUGUUCCUCAUUCCUCUGGGGAUUGCAUCUUCUCCACGCUGUCCAUUCCUCCGUCUGCACGAGUGGUCAUCGCCGCAGAGCCAGUCGUCUAUCACGUCCAGACGUCCGGCGUGGCCCUGCUGAGUUCUGCCACUCUGGGUCAGCUGGGCUCGGACACCAUCAUCGUAACAGACUACACAGAAGUGGAGCUGAGCAGCCAGGAGAUGCUUGUGGGGGAAGCGGAGGCAGGAGGAUGUGUGGAGGAGAAGGUGAAGAUGCUGUUAGUUAAAGGUUGUGAUGUGAGGGAGCCGGAGUCCCUGGAAGAAGCAGCCAGUUUUAUGCAUGACAAAACGACACAACGUGCCGUCGCCUGUGAAGUUGUGAGCGAUGCCAAGGCAACAACAUCCUGCGAUGAGCUGGCCAUCCCACAUAAUGAGGAAAGUCUGCAGGAAGUCUAUACUGGUGAAACCGGUCAGCUGAACGCACAAGACGAGGAUAACAGCGCUAACAUCUCUCCUGUUGCUGGAACGGACUUGUCUGUAGUUCAAGAGUUCACGGCUCCACCAGUGACGGAUGUUGUCCAGACGACAGAGACGCGCAGAGGACCAGGACGGGCUAGGAAGAGAGCAGGGGCGACAGACAAAAAUGUGGUUAAAACGUUGCGUCGACGAGGACGACCCAUCAAACAGAUAACAACAGAGAAAAGGAGUGUAGGCGAACCACAUGGAGUGAUUGCAGAUGCGGAGGGCCAGAUGUCCAGCAGAUCUGACAUGAGGCAGAAAGAAUCAAAUUCGUCUGGUUCACAUCCAGAACAGACAUCUGGAGCAACCAAGCCAACAAACCCGAUGCCCGCCAACAAGGCUCGUGCUCGACACUUGUGUGACACCUGCGGCCGAACGUUCACGCGCAGGUCCGAUGUAAGGCGACACCAGCUGACCCAUACCGGUGAACGGCCCUUCCACUGCAGCCAAUGCGAUAAAACAUUCCAGCACGCAUGGGAUCUGACCAGACAUUGCCGCAAAAUGCACGGCAAGACCGCCUUUGUCUGCCAGCUCUGCCACAGCAACUUUGGCAACCUGCGGAUCCUGGCUGCUCACCACAAGAAGAGCCACUCCGGCGAGCUGCCGCAUUACUGCUCCAUCUGCGGCGAAGCCAGCCUGACGGCCGCCGCUCUCAUUCAGCACCGCAAGACUCACAGCGCCAAGCAGCAGUACCUGUGCGAGCAGUGCGGGGAAGGGUUUGACACCCUGCUACAGAGGUCCGUUCACCGGCAGAGCCAUCGUAGACUCCAACAGUUUAAAUGUCCUCAGUGCGAUAAGAUGUACACGCGCCGCACGGACGUCAAGCGACACCUGCUCAGUCACACGGGCGAGCGGCCACAUCAGUGCUCCAUCUGUGGCAAACGGUUCAGCCUUCGCGCCGGCCUUCAGAAACACUUAAUCACCCACUCGCACGAGAGGCCGUUUCAGUGUCCGCACUGCCCGAAGAGCUUCAGGCAGCCAUCAAUUUUGCACCGCCAUGAGCGCAUGCACACAGGUGAGCGACCAUACCUCUGCUCGCAGUGCGGAAAGGGAUUUCUUUCACAUGGAGAGCUCAUCAAGCAUGGAAGGACCCACACGGAAGAGAGACCGUACUCCUGCCCGCAGUGUCGCAAGGGCUUUAAGUCCAAAAGAGCCCUUCAGGAGCAUGUCUCAUCUCACAGCGGUGCUCGGCCAUACCCGUGCAACUUCUGCGGCAAAAUGUUCGCCAAGCCCUUUGCCUUGAACAGACAUUAUCUGAUCCACACCGGAGAGAGGCCAUUCUCUUGCGCCCACUGCGACAGAGCCUUCCUCACCUUCAGUGAGCUGGCCCUCCAUGAGCGUGUGCACACGGGUGAGCGGCCUUACUGCUGCACGGUCUGUCCCAGAAAAUUUCGGAGUUCCUCGGAGUUGGCGAGGCACAGGCGCAGUCAUUCAAUGGACCGUCCACACACCUGCGGUUACUGCCCCAAAGCAUACACCUGUGCCACCAAACUAAAAAACCACAUCAGAAUCCACACGGGCGAGAGCAAACCGAGACGCUCGGUAGGCAGUAAACCAACUGCUGGUGCACCAGAGACAAAUGUACGUGUACCAAUAGAGAAGAUGACGGAAUCUUAACAUCAAUGGAUAGCGAAUAACAGCAUCCAGAACAAGACUGACACCAGUGUUAGGUGACCGAUUGGUUGUUUUCCCUGACUUAACAGCACUGACUAUGUAAAGUUAUGGAUAAAGAAUUUCAUAAAAUAUGUAUGUGAUCCUGUUCUCAGUUCAUUGAGUUACAGGCUUUUGUUGCUUUAUCAUAUAUUAUUUAUGCAAAUCUGUUUUGGUAUGACAAACAUGCGCGUAAUUUGCACGGGGGUUACGGGGGUCAUGACCCCCUCAAACAUCAAAUCCAGCUAAUAUAACCCCCCCCAAUAUAAUCACAUCAUUCAGAUUAAAAUAAAUAUGAAAUGUUCCAAAUGAACACUUUUGUUCGUUUUCUUUAUUAAUUUCAUUUGCCAGCAAGAAAGAUAGUAUUAUAUUUUAAAUAAUCUGUAAUGUACCCCCAGCCCCGACUACUUGGUAUGACCCAGUUCUGUAGUCCAGGGUAUACGCAGGUAAUACAGCGUAUUCUCACUUCUUUUUCAGUCGGAUUUGCGUAUACCCACUUCUAAACUGUGAUUUAGUUGCCGUCAUUCUGACAAUGUCCAACGCAAUUGGAUUAGAGAACUGUCAAUCACUACCUGGUUCACUGCCUGCCAUCAUUAAUAGGAAAGAUGAAGCGAACUACGGAAACCUUUUUUCAGAUUUACAAACAACAUUGCAAUGCUACAUCCCCAUUUUUAUCUAACAGUUCAAGCUAACGAUAGUAAUCAACAUCAGUGUUGUUAACCAGCAGCUCAGCUAACGAUUGCCAAGCGCCCUCGUCCGCUCCAUCCGCCUCCCACACCCCAAGUCAGCGAGGAUGCCGACAGAGAUGCAGCCCGUCCCGCUACAGUUUCCAGCAAAGACAUCAAACAAAGUGAGCACUGUUAAAUAACAGGAACUUGUAAAUUAUGUUAAUAACUCGAAAUUACAAUUUGCCCGGCCAUCGUUGUAUGUCAAAACUGCACUGACAACGAAUCUGUUUAAAAUCAUUAAAUCAGUUAUUUGUUAUGUCAUAUUUAGAGCUGCAACUACAGUACUUGACAUUAGGUUCCUUGACUAAAUAUAAGCAUCAAUUUAGAAACACUGUAUUGGGUUAAGAUUGUCAUAUGUUGUAAAAUGUAUUUAAAUACAAAUUAAAUACUGUUAUUUUUAUAUUUUUAUGAAAAUAUUAAGGCUUCUAUCCAAAGCGACUUACAGUGCAUUACAAAAUAU